AUGGAGCCCCUCUCGUUCCAGGAAUACAUCUGUGCCCUGGACCCCGCCACCCUGCCCCGUGUCCUCAGGGUUUGCUCCGGUGUCUACUUCCAAGGGUCUGUGUACGAGAUCUCAGGUAACGAAUGCUGCUUGUCGACGGGUGACCUGCUGAAGGUCAUGGCGGUGACACUGCAGAAGGUCACCUGCGAGGACACAGAGACAGGGCAGACAACGGAGCUGCCACCAACAUUCAAGGGUUUUUCCCAGCCGGCCCCAGCCCCAAUGCCAUCCCCGACGCUGCAGGGACCCUUCCUGGAGGGUGGCAGACAGCGAGGCCUCACGCUGCACCAG
This is a messenger RNA of Mesitornis unicolor (brown roatelo), 330 nucleotides long. Its product is annotated as protein THEMIS2-like. The annotation marks the transcript as partial. Gene Ontology annotation, biological process: T cell receptor signaling pathway. The record is from RefSeq and is a predicted model, not a curated record. The transcript has 3 exons. Lineage: Eukaryota; Metazoa; Chordata; Aves; Mesitornithiformes; Mesitornithidae.